Styela clava is the source of this 2123-nucleotide messenger RNA. RefSeq names its product kelch-like protein 18. The record is from RefSeq and is a predicted model, not a curated record. Gene Ontology annotation, molecular function: protein binding. NCBI's taxonomy places the organism in Eukaryota, Metazoa, Chordata, Ascidiacea, Stolidobranchia, Styelidae.
CUCUGUUGCUUAAUUAGUUGUCUGUUACACCCAUGAUGUCUCUUGGUUUGUCGGAUUUUACAGACAUUGAAUCUGAAGAAACUUUUUCUACAAAUGGAUUCGGAAACAAUAUUCUUACAGUUUUUGAACAGAUUCGAAGAGAGGGAAAGAUGUGUGAUGUUGUUCUGAAAGUGGAAGGUGGUCAAUUUUCUGCUCAUCGUAUUGUUUUAGCUGCUUCGAUACCUUAUUUCAAUAGCAUGUUUACAACGGAUAUGGUGGAGGCUAAUAUGCCUGUCAUUCCAAUGCAGGGAAUAGAUGUUGCUGCACUCGAGGCAAUCAUCAACUAUGCAUACAGUGGUCGAAUUACACUUGAUAUUACCAAUGUACAAAGUAUAUUAGUUGGUGCAAAUUUUCUUCAAUUACAAAAUGUAAAAGACUAUUGCUGUGAAUUCAUUAAGAAACGAUUACAUCCGACAAAUUGCCUGGGUAUACGACACUUUGCCGAAUUGCUAAUGUGUGGAUCAUUGGUAGAAAAGGCAAAUAGUUUCAUCGAACAAAGAUUUUUAGAAGUCACAAAAUCACAAGAAUAUCUUCAACUUUCUCUUGAUGAAGUUACAGACUUAUUAGCAAGAAAUGAGAUAAAUGUUUCUUCAGAAGAACAGGUAUUUCAUGCUUCUACAGUUUGGAUUAAGGAAGAUCCAGCAGAGCGAACAAAACUGAUGCAAGAACUGCUUCAAUACAUCAGAUUACCUCUUCUACGACCACAAUUCCUAACAGAUGUAGUGCAGAUGCAUCAUACUGUGAAAACCUGUCUGAAAUGUAGAGAUCUCGUUGACAAAGCAAAAGAUUAUCAUUUGAUGCCAGAACGUAGAUAUGAGUUUCCUCCAAAUAUGGUUCGACCAAGAUGUUGUACCGAUGUACAUACCAUGAUUUAUGCAGUUGGAGGUUUAACAUCUAGUGGUGAAGCACUCAACAUUGUGGAAAAAUAUGAUCCAAUUGUUGGCAGAUGGGUAACAGUAUCUUCCAUGAAAACAUGCAGAAGUCGAGUCGGGGUUGCUGUACUUGCCGGUCAGUUAUAUGCAGUAGGAGGAUAUGAUGGAUCUCAAAGACUAAAGACUGUUGAAAUGUUCUCUCCUGAUACAAAUGAAUGGUGUGAUGUCAAACCUAUGAAUAUGAAGCGAAGCGCAUUAGGGUGUGUUGCACUCGAUGGAGAAAUAUUUGUGUGUGGUGGAUUUGAUGGCACUUCAUCUCAGAGCUCAUGUGAAGUAUACAAACCCCAUACUCAAACCUGGGAAUUAAUCAAACCUAUGCAAAAGGGACGCAGUGCUGCUGCAGUUGGAGCAUUUGAAAGAAAUGUGUAUGUUCUUGGGGGUCACGAUGGACUACAAAUUUUCAAUUCUGUGGAAUAUUAUGUCAUUGAGAAAAAUGAAUGGACAAUGGGGGUUCCGAUGCUCACUAAGCGAUGUCGUCAUGGUGUAGCAACAUUGCGAGGAAUAUUAUUUGUUUUUGGGGGAUAUGACGGGAAAAAGUUUCUAGAUUCAGUGGAGCUGUUUGAUCCUGUCACCUGUCAAUGGUGUUUUGUGGCUCCAAUGAGCAUGCGGAGAAGUCGUGUUGGUGUUUCAACAAGUGGAGGAAAAAUAUAUGCAUUGGGUGGAUAUGAUGGAUGUUCAAAUUUAUCAUCAGUUGAGGUGUACGAUCCUGAAACAAAUACAUGGAAACUUGGUGAUCGCAUGUGGGCACAUGAAGGAGGUGUGGGAGUUGGUGCAAUCGCUCUUGAACCUGUCUAGUUAAUUGUUUGUAAUGUCUCCGCUUUUUUGAUCAACGAGACUGUGGAACCUUUCACACAAAGAUAUUACACAUGGCGUUUGUUCGAUGCUGCUAUGGAAACGAUUUGUAGCAAAGUUUCAUUUUUGUAAAACACACAUAGUUUUUUUUUUUUUAACUGUGAUACUCUUCGCCUUUUGUAACUCAAUGUAUUGUGCAAUUUUUUUCAUUGUAUUUCUAUGUGUUUGUAUUCGCGAAUUUUUAAUGUAUUUUUGUCUUAUGAACUUGCCAGUUUGCAGCUGAAGACACAUGCAUGCUUUUGUUGUGCGUUUUUCUGGAUUCUGUAGUUAUGCUUUCAAAAAGAUAUUCUCUAGUGUAUA